Messenger RNA from Nicotiana tabacum (common tobacco), 652 nucleotides. The record is from RefSeq and is a predicted model, not a curated record. NCBI's taxonomy places the organism in Eukaryota, Viridiplantae, Streptophyta, Magnoliopsida, Solanales, Solanaceae.
UAAAUAAUUUUUAAAUCCUGGUUGAAACUUAAAUAACAGCCCAAAGAAUGGCCAUUCCUGCACUUUACCCCCCGUCACGUGAAGGAUAAUCCAUUCCAGUUUCUACCACCAGAUUGACUUUCUCUUUAUUCUUCAAAAGUAAUCAGCUCAUGGGAGAGCAGAAAGAAGAAACAGAAGUCAACCAACCCACAGACCAAUCUCAUUCUUUUGUGGAAGUGAUUUGCAAAUGCACCGACAAGACUUGGCGAUUUGCUGCUGGAACAGAGGCAAAAUUCGCGCUGAAAUUUAUCAAUGACAGUAGGAUUGAUUCUAUCUUGGCAAACCCACCAGUAGCCUAUAUUGAAGCUGUUAAAGAUGGGGAAGUAUCUGUCAUUUUUGGCCCCAACUCAAUUCUUGUGAAUUACGGCAAAGGAUGGAAAUUGCAGCCAGCCACUGAGACAACAAGUUUUUCAAGAGGGAUGCCCGACGACUACGCAGCAGCGCAACCAGCAUAUGUUCCUCCGGUAUGAUUGAAACCACACAAAUCAAAUUACCUAUCCUUUUACAUGAAUUAUCGUUCUUUCCAUGUCCCAAUUUGAAUAUCCGCAUUUAACAUGUCUUGGAAGUUAAAAUGUAGUAGGCUCACAUUUAACUAGUUGCUUUUUUCUUUGUU